Molecule: messenger RNA, 1461 nt
Organism: Telopea speciosissima
Lineage: Eukaryota; Viridiplantae; Streptophyta; Magnoliopsida; Proteales; Proteaceae
Exons: 4
Coding region: 1-1461 (486 amino acids)
Source: RefSeq, a predicted model, not a curated record
AUGGCUUCGCAAGGAUCACAGACCAUCAGCUUGAAGGUUCUGAUCGACAAGCUUCUUUACUAUGCCCAUGGGAACCAUAGUGAGAGUGUGAGACUGAUCAGCAAACAACCACAGCCAGCCACUAUUGGGUCCUUGACCAAUCUAUACAAAUGGGUGGAGAAUCUUGAGGAGCAAUUUUUUCAGACUGAGGCAUGCAAGUCCAUGCUACUUCAUCCAAGGAAUCCUUAUGGAAAAGAGUGCAGGAAACUCAAACUGAACAUCGACGAUACAGAGCCCACCAAGUACUAUAUUUGUGCUGAUUGGAAUUGCAGCCGACCGGAUGAGUAUGAGAGUGAUGGUUUGUAUAGUACUUUCAAGAAUGUCAGAUGCAAUUGCGGGGAAAUGAUGGACAAGGAGAUAUGCAUGGCAAAAGAAGAUGUGGGUGCAAGAGCUGAACGAGAUGGUGGAGUGUUUGUUUGUGGAACGACCAAGUUCAUGGUAACCGAUGAUUUGCAAGUAGAGCCCAUUUCUCCAGCUACUAUCGUGACAUUGUUGCAUAAACUUGGACUCGGAGACAUGAGUUCCCUCCAAGAAACCAUACUGAGUAUUGGCUCUGAGGAGAUUUUGAAUCUGCUCAAGGGAUCGUUAUUUUCCAAGACACCUCUGACAGAUGUGUUCCUUAGAAAGCAAGGAUUUACAUAUGAAGGUAUAAAAUUUGAGACAGAAGAUGCAGUGCAGUCUAAAAGUUCCACAUGUGCUCUCAUGAGAUCUAUGAAUACACAAGAUGUUACUUUGAAGUUAAUGACGAGUACGUCGAUGGACAAAGUAUUAUAUGCCGAAGCAGGGGAAGACAUGGUUGACUUUCUUCUCAGCUUCCUUACCUUCCCUCUUGGAUCCAUUUUACAACUCUUAGGUGGGAAUUCAUCAAUGGGAUCCAUGGACAAUCUGUACAGGAGCGUGAAACAUUCAAAAGCUAUGAGGGAUUAUGAGCUAAGGGAUAUGCUGCUGAACCCUGGGCUCAGCCGUGGUUUUGGUUGCAGGAGCAACCCACUAGGAGUAAAAGAAUCUGAACAGUCUGCUCCAUCCUUGUGGUGUAGAAGUUAUGAAAAUGGAAAGAAUAAAGAUGACCCUUACACUGGUUAUCUCUCUACUGAGAAGUCUAAUCUAAGUAUUAGUCCUUCAGGUGAUUGUUCUUCAAUAUUACGCUUUGUAUGUGCAGGUCAUCAAGGAUUUCUCAAGGCGCCUGCGACUUUCAGGGUAAUGGACAAUUUGGUUCUCAAACCACUAGUCUCUAGAUGGAGUCUCUCCAUUGUUAAACAAUUGAAGGUUCCCUUAAAUGACUUGGAGGUCCGUGAGAUUAACGUGCGUAGGGAGCAGGGUUUGAGGCUAUUGAAGGCUUUUCUCUUCUCUAAAUCGUUACUGACCGAUGUCUUGCCCGCCAUGGUCAACUUUGACUUAAUGAAUUCCAAGCAAGAAAAGUAA